AUGUUGGAAUGCGAACAUCGCACCAAAUUUAAUUACUUGAAUAAACUUGGUCGAUGGGCUUUUGUUGCAAAGGCUCAUGGUAUAGUCAAAUGCACGAUUCAAAGAGGAAUAAAGCCUAAUGUUGUGACUUACAACUCUUUGAUGAAUGGAUAUUGUCUACUCAACAAAAUGGAUCAAGCUAGGAAAAUUUUUGACAUGAUGCUAAGCAAGGGUUGUACACCUGAUGUUGUUACCUACAAUAUCAUGAUUGACUGUUACUGUAGGAGAAAAAGGAUAGAUGAGGCAAUGAGGCUUCUUGAUGAAAUGCCUCACAAAGGAUUGAUUCUUAACCAUGUCACUUAUAAUUCUCUUAUACAUGGCUUGUGUAAAGCAAAGAGCCCUCAAGCUGCAUAUAAGUUUUUGAAGGACCUGUGUGCUAGUGGCCAUUCUCCAGAUGCGGUAACCUACAAUAUUUUGAUAGAUGGCUUCUGUAAGCAUCAGUGUCUAGAUGUGGCGUUGUCCCUAUUUCAUGAAAUGCAGAAAAACUCAUUGAAGCCUGAUAUUAUUGUCUAUAAUAUCCAUGAAAUGCAGAAAAACUCAUUGAAGCCUGAUAUUAUUGUCUAUAAUAUCCUAAUUGAUGGUAUGUUCAAAGCUGGAAAAGUUAAAGAUGCGAAGGAACUGGUUUCUAGACUUUCCAUAGAAGGGUUGCGGCCUGAUGUUUACACAUACAAUACAAUGAUCAAUGGACUUUGUAAAGAAGGAUUACUAGAUGAAGCAUUCAAGCUGUUCAGAAGAAUGGAAGGGGAUGGUUGCUUACCAGAUAGUUGCUCUUAUAACGUGAUUAUCCAAGGAUAUCUCCGGCACAACGAUUCAUCCAUAGCAACACAAUUUAUUGAUGAAAUGGUUGGCAAGGGUUUUUCUGCAGAUGCCACCACCACAGAGUUGGUAAUAAAUUUAGUUAUGAACAAGCCUGAUGACCCGCUUGUACAAAAGCUGCUAAUUACUCUCAAAUGUUCCUCAGAUGUUAACUCUGAAGUGAAGAUUUCAGAAGUAGAACAAUUUGUUGUAUACUGUCGCAAGAGUUCUGUUAAUGCUAAUGCUAAAUCAAGCAACUUUGAGACUCUGUGA
Molecule: messenger RNA, 1107 nt
Organism: Jatropha curcas
Lineage: Eukaryota; Viridiplantae; Streptophyta; Magnoliopsida; Malpighiales; Euphorbiaceae
Source: RefSeq, a predicted model, not a curated record